Molecule: messenger RNA, 8818 nt
Organism: Chlorocebus sabaeus (green monkey)
Lineage: Eukaryota; Metazoa; Chordata; Mammalia; Primates; Cercopithecidae
Gene: OTUD7A
Product: OTU deubiquitinase 7A
Biological process (GO): protein K63-linked deubiquitination; protein K48-linked deubiquitination; protein K11-linked deubiquitination
Cellular component (GO): cytoplasm; nucleus
Molecular function (GO): cysteine-type deubiquitinase activity; DNA binding; zinc ion binding
Source: RefSeq, a predicted model, not a curated record
AGGAGAGGCCACCGGGACCGCGAGCGGCAGCUGGGGAGGGGGCUGCGGAGCCCGAGCGCGAGCAAAACAGCUGAUCUGGUUUUCCUUUAAAGCGAGAGAAAAUGGAAGUCGGGUAGCGGCGACUGCGGCGCUGCGGGCUGGCAGAGCGGAGCGGCUCGGCGCGGCAGAGUUCUCAGGCGCUGUGGUCUCACCUUCCACUGGGGCAACAAUGGGCCAUUUCCAGCAGGGACGGUGCGGCGUUGGCCUGCAUGCCUGACUGCCACACACCUCCAGAAUCAGGUGUCUGAAAAGUGGCAGUGACAAAAGAAGAGACUCUCCCAGCCGAAGCCCCGGUGCAUGGAGAGAAGGAAGAAAUCAAUUUCCUAAUUGGUACCAUAUACAUCAGAUGGAUGGUUUCUAGUGUGCUUCCAAACCCCACCUCGGCUGAGUGUUGGGCAGCACUUCUACAUGAUCCUAUGACUCUUGAUAUGGACGCAGUCCUGUCAGACUUUGUUCGGUCCACAGGGGCAGAACCUGGUCUGGCCAGAGACCUGCUGGAAGGCAAAAACUGGGACCUGACAGCCGCUCUGAGCGACUAUGAGCAGCUCCGCCAGGUGCACACAGCCAAUCUGCCGCAUGUGUUCAACGAAGGGAGGGGUCCCAAGCAGCCAGAGCGAGAGCCACAGCCCGGGCACAAGGUGGAGCGGCCCUGCCUGCAGAGGCAGGACGACAUUGCCCAAGAAAAGCGACUUUCCCGGGGGAUUUCCCACGCCAGCUCAGCCAUCGUCUCCCUGGCCCGGUCCCACGUGGCAAGUGAAUGCAACAACGAGCAGUUCCCCCUGGAGAUGCCAAUCUACACAUUCCAGUUGCCAGACCUGAGCGUGUACAGUGAGGAUUUCAGGAGCUUCAUCGAGCGGGACUUGAUUGAGCAGGCAACGAUGGUGGCUUUGGAGCAGGCAGGUCGCCUGAACUGGUGGUCCACUGUGUGCACAAGCUGUAAACGGCUUCUUCCUCUGGCCACGACAGGGGAUGGGAACUGCCUUUUACAUGCCGCCUCACUGGGAAUGUGGGGGUUUCAUGACCGGGACCUGGUGUUACGGAAAGCUCUCUAUACCAUGAUGAGGACGGGAGCCGAGAGGGAAGCCCUGAAGCGGAGGUGGAGGUGGCAGCAGACGCAGCAGAAUAAGGAGUCAGGGCUGGUGUACACGGAGGAGGAGUGGGAGCGGGAGUGGACGGAGCUGCUGAAGCUGGCCUCCAGUGAGCCGCGCACACACUUCAGCAAGAACGGCGGCACAGGCGGGGGUGUGGACAACUCUGAGGACCCCGUGUAUGAGAGCCUGGAAGAGUUCCACGUUUUUGUCCUAGCCCAUAUAUUAAGAAGACCCAUCGUUGUUGUGGCAGAUACAAUGUUAAGAGACUCAGGUGGAGAAGCGUUCGCACCCAUCCCAUUCGGAGGGAUCUACCUGCCCUUGGAGGUCCCUCCCAACAGAUGCCACUGCUCGCCUCUGGUUCUGGCCUAUGAUCAAGCACAUUUCUCUGCCCUCGUGUCCAUGGAACAGAGAGACCAGCAGAGAGAACAAGCCGUGAUCCCCCUGACGGAUUCUGAGCACAAGCUGCUGCCUCUGCACUUUGCAGUGGACCCUGGCAAGGACUGGGAGUGGGGGAAAGAUGACAACGAUAACGCCCGGCUGGCCCACCUUAUCCUGUCGCUAGAAGCCAAGCUGAACCUUCUGCACAGCUACAUGAAUGUGACAUGGAUCCGGAUCCCCUCCGAGACACGGGCGCCCCUGGCACAACCGGAGUCUCCCACGGCCUCGGCAGGGGAGGACGUGCAGUCCCUGGCCGACUCGCUGGACUCGGACCGCGACUCGGUGUGCAGCAAUUCCAACAGCAAUAACGGCAAGAACGGCAAGGACAAGGAGAAGGAGAAGCAGCGCAAGGAGAAGGACAAGACGCGCGCCGACUCCGUGGCCAACAAGCUGGGCAGCUUCAGCAAGACGCUGGGCAUCAAGCUGAAGAAAAACAUGGGCGGUCUCGGCGGCCUGGUGCACGGCAAGAUGGGCCGCGCCAACUCCGCUAACGGCAAGAACGGGGACUCGGCAGAGCGGGGCAAGGAGAAGAAGGCCAAGUCGCGCAAGGGCAGCAAGGAGGAGUCGGGUGCAUCGGCAAGCACGUCGCCCUCGGAGAAGACCACGCCGUCGCCCACGGACAAGGCGGCGGGCGCGUCGCCGGCGGAGAAGGGCGGCGGGCCGCGGGGCGACGCCUGGAAGUACAGCACGGACGUGAAGCUGAGCCUCAACAUCCUGCGCGCCGCCAUGCAGGGCGAGCGCAAGUUCAUCUUCGCCGGCCUGCUGCUCACCAGCCACCGGCACCAGUUCCACGAGGAGAUGAUCGGCUACUACCUGACCAGCGCGCAGGAGCGCUUCAGCGCCGAGCAGGAGCAGCGGCGCCGCGACGCGGCCACUGCCGCCGCCGCCGCCGCCGCCGCCUCCACGGCCAAGCGGCCACCGCGCAGACCAGAGACGGAGGGCGCGCCGGUCCCGGAGCGCGCCUCUCCGGGCCCGCCCACGCAGCUGGUGCUCAAGCUCAAGGAGAGGCCGAGCCCCGGGCCCGCGGCGGGGCGGGCGGCGCGGGCGGCGGCGGGCGGCACAGCCUCCCCGGGGGCAGGCGCGCGGCGUGCGGGCGCCAGCGGACCGAUCCCCGGCCGCAGCCCCCCGGCGCCAGCGCGCCAGAGCGUCAUCCACGUGCAGGCGUCGGGCGCGCGGGACGAGGCGUGCGCGCCGGCCGUGGGGGCGCUGCGGCCGUGUGCCACGUACCCGCAGCAGAACCGCUCGCUGUCGUCGCAGAGCUACAGCCCGGCGCGCGCCGCCGCCCUACGCACCGUGAACACGGUCGAGUCGCUGGCGCGCGCGGUGCCCGGGGCCUUACCGGGCGCGGCGGGCGCGGCGGGGGCGGCAGAGCACAAGUCGCAGACCUACACCAACGGCUUCGGCGCCGCGCGCGACGGCCUGGAGUUCGCCGACGCCGACGCGCCAACCGCGCGCUCGAACGGUGAGUGCGGCCGUGGCGGCCCGGGGCCGGUGCAGCGGCGCUGCCAGCGCGAGAACUGUGCGUUCUACGGGCGCGCCGAGACCGAGCACUACUGCUCCUACUGCUACCGCGAGGAGCUGCGGCGGCGGCGCGAGGCGCGUGGGGCCCGGCCCUGAGCGGCGCGGCGCAGGCGGCGAGGUUCUACCUUCGAGGAUUUCUUUUCCAUUGUGUCGGUGUCUUUUUUACAUGCUCUGGUCCACCGGAAGGCCGGCGCCUCCUCUGUCAGUGCCGUGUACGUGUUUGGUCAAACGUUCCUAAUGGUGCCUGAACCUACACUGACGCCACUCAGGUAGUAGACGGAUAGGAAACAAGUCAUACUGUUGGAAGUGGGUGUGCUAGCCUAGCAUCUGCCUCGUACCUGUGGAAACUCAAUAGCCAUUGCAAGAGUAUUUUUGUUCCUCAGUAAGAAAUAAAGAAAUUCGCAGCCCUUUGUUUUUAGAAGGGAGUGUUUUACAUGCUUUUUUUGCCUUUUUUUUUUUCUCCUAACCUAGCGAUGACCUCUUCCAGGUAGCGGUCCCCUGUGCGCGGUUGGUAAUACCCAGGGCUUAGAGUGAACGCGCACCCGGGGCUGCGGUGGAGGCUCCUCUGCGGGCUCCACUUGCCUCCCAUCCCGGGACCUAGGAGAAGGCGGGUACCUGGCCGCCAGCUGACGCCCUGGUGGUCACUGUGGCCCUUUAGAAACACACAGCUCCAUUUCAUAAGCCAAACCUCCUCCCCCAGCCCCGGCUCAAGCACCAUUCACACACUGCCAUCCAAGCCGCGGGCGGCCGUGGGAAGGGCACUGGACCACCCGUCUUGCGGGCGCGGUUAGGUACAGCGAUGGCUCCCAGUGCCGGGCAGCUCAGGUGACAGGAGCUUUCCAAAGACACCUAGGGUCCAAAAAGCAGGGUUCCCAUCUCACAAUUUGGAUUUGCCCGUAGAGGAGAAGAUAGACAGCCUGCUCACAUUUCUCCUUUGAAGGCACUUCCACAGUGGACUGUCGCUGGAGGGCCCCUAGGCGAUGACCAUCGGUGCCCCGGGAGACAGCGAGGAACUCACCCUUCGGUCACUGUGUAAGCCCCCACUAGGCUGCUGCUCUUUCCAAAGGGGAGGAGCUGGGGGAACCAGGAAGGAAGCCACCCCAACACCUGCAUCUGUCUGGGUUCAGCCAGGUAAAGGGACUCACUAUGAUCGUGGCCCCUCCAUGGGGCAGGACGACCCUGCCUCCGUCUCGUGACACAAUGAGGGAGCAGCCCGAUCCCUGAGCAGUCUCUUUUUUGGUGCCUCCUACAUUUCUUGAGGAAAAAAAAAAAAAAUGUGUCCUUAGCUACCCUGUUUUGAGCAGCAAUACGCAGCCUCUUCCUUCCAAGAUUACCUCCGGAGAACACCAUUCUUGGCCAGGGACACUGAGGAGCUAAACCUGCCUCACUAAGGAACGAGCUUGUUUCCAAGAAAUGGGGAUAAGAUGGGUAAAAUCCUCACUAACAAAAGAAUACUAUAAAACCUGUGAGAGCCUUAGAAUAGCUUCUAAUACUCCUAGGAAAGGAGAAAGCGCUUGGCUUUGCUGUGAGUGUAUCCUCAGAAAAAGCAGGAGGUCGACCAUCUCUUCACUGGAGCCAGCUUCUCCUGUAGAAACGAUGCUUUUUUCCCUAACUAAAGAGCAGCAAAAACAAACAAAGAAACAAACAAAGUGGGAGGGGAUUUUUUUUACUUGUUUGGAAAAUUAUAAUAAAACAAUUAUCUCCUGUGAGUAAUGCCUUUUUGUUUUUAAUUAUUCCACAGCAGGUGGAGUUUUCAGUAAUUUGUUCGAGUUUUGCAUAAGUGGUUCCUUAAAUCAAAAAUUAUUUAUUCAAUAGGAUCUUUAAGAAAUUUUUUGAAAGUUUUUUCCUGCUGAACCAUAUUUUCAAUGUCUGGUAAUUACUGUACUAACGUUCACGUCCCUGAUAUUACUGGGGUUUCUUUUAUUACUCAGAAAACAAAAGUGGUUUUUUAAAAAUCUCAUGGAGAGGGUCUGCGGCAGCUUUCUGGACUGAUUCUUCGUGUCUCGCUGAGCAGCUGCUUUGGCAUCCAAAGCUGUGGGAUCACAGAAAGUGUUGCUUCGGGUGUGGAUGCCAGCCACUCCUCAUGCCCCUCACUCCUAAAAGAUUGAGACACCCAACCUUAAAAAUGCUUCAGUAGUCCAUUCAGAAACCAAACUCGUAUGCACAAGAUGCCAAGGAGGCAUAAGUCAACUCUUGUUUGUUUUUCUCAUUUCUUAAUGUAAAAAGAGCCAACCAGAAGUUUCUAAAACUGGCUAUGCAAAUUCAGAUCUUUUCUUUCUCAUGGUAUCUGCCUGGUUUGUUUAAUUCAAAAAAAAAAAAAAAAAACAACUGAGAAUAAAAACAGUCCGUUGUAAUACAGGAAAACCUUCCAAACCAGGCAGAGUACGUAAUUAUCAAAACACCAGGACCUAUUCUACCCUUGCAUUUCAAAGUUACCUCCACCCAUCACCAUCUGAUGACAGAUGUGCCCUAAAUAAGAGCCUGAGAUAAAACCACUGGCUGCAUCCUGCGCCCCAGCUUCUCAGUGUGGUAAAGAGGCGCCAGACGUCUGUAGACACCUGCUCCAGGCUGAUACAUUACCACUCAGUCCACAUGACUUAGGAAUAGCCAUUUCCUUUUGUGAGAGAUCUGAAUCCAUCCUUCUCUAAACAGUAUUUUUUUUAAAAAGGGGGAGAGAGCCGAUAGUCAUAUUAAAUGUGCAGGCCCCAUGCACCGACAGCAUGCUCCUUGAGAAGAGCCGUUUAGACCUCGUCCCUGGCCAGAGACCAACUUCAUCAGGCUGGCCAGGAACUAUUAAAAACUCUGUUGACUGCAUGUGGGCCAAGGGCUUCCCUCAUAUUCCAUGGCAUGAGGGCCCUUUGUGGAGCAGGGAGAAAGGGAAGAAGGUGAGUCCCCCCGGGGUGUAUGGCCCUGCUGCUGUCGCUGACCCUGCCUGAGAGCAGCCUUCCCCUCCUGAUCUGGCCACACUUCCCUUUCUAGGAAGGACAGGUGUCUCCAAGGGACUGCAGGUUUCCAGAGGAUCCCAGAUACUUCUAAACCCCUGUGAAGGUUAUUUCAGAAAUUUACAUUUCCUGCACAUUUGUUACCUGGGUAAAUGAUUUUUUUAAUAUAUUGUUAAGGGAAGGUGUUUUUCAGUGUAUUCUGUUUGUAGAUUUUAUGCUGUGUUACGUUGAAAUUUUACAAGCCAAGUUUAAACUACUAUAAAAAUUAUUUUUGUAUUAUUUUCAGAACAUGCCACAGAGCAAUAUUUCGCACCCUUUACUGUCACAGGGUUGUCCCUUGGAAGGGUAACUGGAGGUGGGAAGGAGCCCCACUGUGGGCUCUGGGCGUUAAAUGCUUUUUGCUGCUUGUUCGAAUACCUUCUGAAAGUGGGAAUGUAUAAAUGUCUGUUUUUAUUGAAAGCUUGAUUUCUUUUUUUCUGUUCAUGGAUUUUGGUACUGCACCUUUCCUCUUAAAUGAAUACUUUGUAUUCACUAAAUUACUGUGGACCUUUUCUUACCUAUUACCACCCAGUGGCAUUUGAAUCUAUUACUUCACAAAUUGAAUGUUUUUCCAAAUGAUUUAAUUUCCUCAUUCUCAUAGCUUACUGUCAAGAAUUGGGUGGCUGAAGAUAAAAGGACUCUCCAUGCCCCCCAGGUGCACACCUCAGGUGUGAACAUCCUCCAUGCAGCGCCCGCCCUGUCUCUGAGGAGGGGUCAUGGGUCCAUCGCCCACCCCCACGUCCCCCCACUUAGUAUCCACAAACUUAUUUUGCAAACUAUUCUACGUUGCAAACAUAAACUUAACCUAGCAAAAUAUACUUCACCUUAGUUAAGAUAAAAGGGCUGUACUUAUCAAUGGUGGGAAAUUUGUGCAAGAAAAAAACAAAGACUUUUCCAAAUCCGUGUGUGUAAGUUCCAUUCCAUGUGAGUCUUUUAUUUACUAAGAGACUUGGAGUAAAAGCUGAAGGCAUCUGCUGUAUGUUUGGGGCUCCUUUCUUUAUGAUAUGAUUCUUUUUCUCCUCAUCUUGGUGUGGACUUUACAAAUUAAGUUUCCCCAGUGUUCUGUCCUUUAUCUUUCUUCAGUGCUUCUAAUAAACAAGAAGAAAUGUAUUUCCAUGGCUGAGCGAGCCCUGCGGGGUCAAGCAGACCUUACCAGCUCUGGCUUCAUCCUCAUUGGGCUGCAGAGGCGGCCCCUGCUCUAGUUGAGUCUGGUUCUGCUGCCAGCUGAGGACAGACACACCAUAUGAAGGGCCCAGAGGUAGCUGGCAUGUCAGGGAACAGGUAUCCCCUUCCAAAACGCCUUAAAGUGAUGGCUCUUUGGAGACCUGAGGCACCAGCUUCACAUUUGCUCCUGACUCGAAACUCUAGCUGGCCGGUUUUAGUGUGGCUGACCGGGGCAGUGACCAGCGCUCAACUUUGUUCUUGUGUAAUUCAAGUCCACCCUGCUGCCCGUGUCCUCUCCACAGCUCUGGGUCUGUUGGUCCAGAGUGUAUUUCUGCCAGAGCUGCCUCACUGACUCAGGAGUGGGUCCUGGAUAGUUCAUGAUAGAGAGGCCAGCACAUGCCAUGGGGAGAGCCCCCCACGCUUACCCCGGGAGGCCCUGCUGCGCAUCCAGGCUGGACCACUCUGCAAGCUUCUGUCGUGAAAGACAACUAUGGGCACUGUGCAGAUUGGCCUGUUAGCAGUUAUGCAGGCCCCUUCUUUUCCAAAAGAUCUAUUCUUCUUCCCACUGCACCCCAGCAGAAAAGAGCUAGGGAGAUGCCCUGCAGGAACCCCCGGGAAUAACAGGUAUGUGCAGUCUGCACAGUAUGAAGAACUUGGCCCCACCAGGCUGAGCGGAAGACACACGUCAUUGCAGAACAGCACUGAAGCCAUCAUCUCCAACCAUGCUAGUAAUACUACUGUUUCUAUUUAUUUUGCCAAAUAGUUUGUUGAAAUUUGCAUUUUUGCUAUUUUAAUCUUGCCAAAAAAGGGGGCCUCACUAAUCCUAAUUAUGUACAUACAGAAUGAUGCACAUUGCUUAUAUCUUUUUAUUCCUCCCAAAGAGCAUCUCAAGGAUAUAUAUGUAUACACACACACAUUUGUUAGUUUAACGUAAGGUGAAGAGUGCCAUUUGGUUUUAAGAGUAAAUAUAGGCCAAAUCUAUUCAAGACCAAAGCAACCUAUUAAUUUAAUGAGGACAAAUUAGUGAAACCAGCUGUUUUAGAAUUUAUCUACAGACACUGGAGUGCUACUUUCAAUGAAGAAACAGCCUCCCAUGGCAGAAGAAAAGCCAGGUCCUUACAAAGGCCUCCCCACCCCAGUACUACUACUGCCUGCUGCUCUGCCCUGGGACGUAGGCCUUCCUGCCAUUUCUAGUCACAGGCACAGGCACCCUCCUGCCUCAGGGCCUUUGCACAUGUCAUUCCUUCUACCUGGAACAUUCUUCCCCAGAGAGCCACAUGGUUCACCCCUCACUACCUGCCAGUCUUUGCUCCAAUGUCACCUUUCAACGAGGCCUUCCCUGACUUCUUUAAAAGAACAGCACACCCCACUCUCCCUCCCUACCCACCUCUCUGCAUCUUCUUGUGCAUUUCUCACCAUCUGAGUGCUGCAGAUGUUAAUCAUUCAUCCAUUUAUUUGGUUCUCGCCUCCCCGUCUCCCAUAGACUGUAAGCUCCAUGUGGGCAGGAACUUUCAUGUGUCUUGCUCAUCACUGUAUCCUGGUGCCUACAACAGUGCCUGAUACGUAUUAGGCACUGGAUAAGUA